UGACAAAAUUAAACUGAAAACUACCAAAAAGAGAAAAAAGAAUUAGGACAGUGGAAAAGAGAGCAGAGAAAGUUCUUCAUUCUAACAAUCCCAGCACCAGCGCGCGCGAGCAGAGAGAGAGAGAGAGAGAGAGAGAGAGAGGAGAGAGGAGAGAGAGCUAGUAGUAUCAGUAACACUCUAGCCUAGCCAAGAAUCUUUGGAGCACUCCCAACAAAUUUUGCUGAAAGUUACAUACAAUUAGGCUCGAAUUUCAGGUUUAUAUUUUUGGAGAUGACAAGAGGACGUUUUGAUCAAGAAGAAAUUGAUUGAUCUGUCAAUGUCAGUUUCCCAGUAAAAUGAAUAUUGAAGUGAUUGAUGUAGAAGGGCAGAAGAGGCAAAAAACUGGGGAAAUAGCUGCUGAACUAAAUCACAAUUUUAAACAGGGUUUGCCGGAGAAUUUUACUGAAAGAGAUGCUAUCGUUGAAUUUGAUGAUGGGGAAGAGAAGCCAUAUGUGGGGAUGGAGUUUCAAACAGAAGAAGCAGCAAAGAAUUUUUUUGACGCAUAUGCUAGGCAUGUGGGCUUUAGCAUACAUGUUGGACAGUACAGCCGAGCUAAACCUGACGGCCCUAUCAUUAGUUGGGACUAUUCUUGUUCCAGAGAAGUUGUUAGAAGGAAGAAUAUAGAGAGUUGCAACGCUAUGCUUCGCAUAGAGAGGAAAAAUUCAGAUAGUUGGAUUGUGACUAAAUUCGUUGAGGAUCACAAUCAUUCAAUCGUGAAUCCCAGCAAGGUGCAUUACCUUCGACCUUGUAAACAUUUUGCUGGUGCUUCCAAGACUGUUGGAGAGACACCGGGGGCUCCAACUGUUGUUAUGGUUCCGGUGGACGGAAAUCAUGUAUCUGUCAGUUCUAAUGAAGGUGUUAAGGAUGCUUCUCCUGUGGAGUCAAAUCGUGUGACCAAGAACUUUAGCCCUGUCAUACCAAUAAUGUUUAUCCAGCCUUGCAGCCGAAAGAGAACACUUGGAAGAGAUGCCCAUAAUCUUCUUGACUAUUUCAAAAAAAUGCAAGCGGAAAAUCCUGGUUUCUACUAUGCUAUUCAACUUGAUGAUGAAAAUCGCAUGACGAAUGCUUUUUGGGCUGAUGCAAGAUCGAGGAUAGCUUAUAGUCACUUUGGUGAUGCUGUUAUUUUUGAUACAAUGUAUAGACCAAAUCAAUUCCAGGUUCCAUUUGCUCCAUUCACAGGCGUAAAUCAUCAUGGACAAAUUGUUUUGUUUGGCUGUGCAUUACUCUUAGAUGAGUCCGAGUCUUCCUUUACUUGGCUUUUUCGGACCUGGCUAUCUGCAAUGAAUAAUCGCCCUCCAGUUUCUAUUACAACCGACCAGGAUAGAGCUAUUAAGGCAGCAGUCAACCAAGUAUUACCGGGUACUCGUCAUUGCAUCUGUAAGUGGCAUAUCUUACGAGAAGGGCAGGAAAGAUUGGCUCACAUAUAUAUGGCUCAUCCUUCUUUUUAUGGGAAGCUGUAUAGCUGCAUUAACUAUUCUGAGACUAUUGAGGAUUUCGAAUUAUCUUGGGCCUCUAUACUUGAUAGGUAUGGUCUCAGGAAAAAUGAGUGGCUUCAAGCUGUAUAUAAUGCUCGCAACCAGUGGGCUCCAGUAUAUUUUCGAGAUACUUUCUUUGCUGCACUUCCCUCGAACCAGGGUGUAACCUCCUUUUUUGAUGGAUAUGUGAAUCAACAGACAACUCUACCAAUGUUCUUUAAGCAGUAUGAAAGAGCUUUAGAAAGUUCACUUGAAAGGGAAAUUCAAUCAGAUUUUGAUACAAAUUGCACCACACCAAUGCUAAAGACCCCAUCUCCAAUGGAACAACAAGCAUCUAACCUCUACACCAAAAAAGUUUUUGCAAAGUUUCAAGAGGAACUAGUUGAAACUUUUGCCUACACUGCCAAUAAGAUUGAUGGUGAUGAGAGACUAAGCAAAUUUAGGGUCGCAAAAUAUGAACAGGAUGACAAAGCAUACAUUGUAAUGUUGAAUCUUGCCGAGAUGAAAGCGAGUUGCAGCUGCCAUAUGUUUGAGUAUUCGGGCAUCUUGUGUAGGCACAUCUUAACCGUCUUCACAGUGACUAAUGUUCUUACAGUUCCGUCCCAUUAUAUACUUAGGAGGUGGACAAGGAAUGCAAAAGUUGGACAAGGAUCAGAAGAAGACAUUGUUAAACAAGGAAUUAAUUCUCUCUCUUCACGUUUCAACCACUUAUGUCUGGAAGCUUUAAGAUAUGCGGAAGAAGGGGCAGUUUCUGUGGAGACCUAUGAUGCAGCGAUUAGUGCUUUAAGAGACGGGUUGAGUAAGAUUUCUAUUGUUGCGAAAAAUAUUAUAAGACCCCCUAGCUCACAGGGAAGUGGAAGUACUCAGGAUGAGAGCAUAAAAAGAACUCUGGCUACUUCUGAUACCGCACCAUCUUUAUGGCCUUGGCAAGAUACAAUGCCUCGUCAUUUUAACCUUAAUGAUGUCGGUUUACCUGCUGGUGACUUAAAUCAGCCCACUAUGACACCUGUGGCUAUAAAUCGUGAUGGUGGCCUUGCUGAUAAUGUGGUUGUUUAUACUUGUUUUAAGUCUAUGACAUGGGUGAUUGAAAACACAACUCCAGCAAGUAAAGUGGCUGUCAUCAAUUUGAAGUUGCAAGAUUAUGGCAAGAGCCCAGCAGGGGAAACAGAAGUUCAGUUUAGAGUUACAAGAGUCACCCUGGAGCCAAUGCUGAAAUCCAUGGGUUACAUAAGUCAACAGCUUUCACUGCCGGCAAAUAGAGUAGCUGUUAUCAAUUUAAAGCUUCAAGAUACUAAGACACCUUCUGGAGAAACUGAAGUGAAAUUUCAAGUUUCAACGGAUACUCUAGGAUCAAUGCUGAGAUCGAUGGCUUACAUUCGUGAACAACUUUGAGUAGGUAUUCUCUGCAGCAGAAUUGGUAAAGGUACAUGGAUUCAUGUGAGUCAAACAAGAAUAAGUAAUGCACCUUCGAUCUGAAUCGCUCUGAUGAAGCAGUAGCAUUCUUUAGAACGAUAUGCACAAGGUCUUUUUGAAGUUAGUAAUUGGUAUAAUAAUUUGAUGGAAAGAACCUGGCAUUAAAGCUGUAUACAAGAGGAGAGAAAUUUAUACAAAAACAUGACUCUUUGCAAAGAGCAUUCAAUCAUCAAUUUGGACUGGAAAGUUGUACGUGCUCCAAAAGUGUCAAGAAAACAAAGAGUUCAUAAAAAGGGAAGACCGGUGCACUAAGCUCCCGCUAUGCGCCGGGUCCAGGGAAUGGCCAAACCACGGUCUGUUGCACGCUGCAUUUUUGUAAGAGGCUGUUUCCACGGCUCGAACCCGUGACCUCCUGGUCACAUGGCAGCAACGUUACCAGUUACGCCAAGAGAAAAAAAGAGUUCAUACCUUAUCCGAAAACAUAAGAGUUCACACUGAUCCAAACGUGGUUUCUUUAUCCUUUGAUAGAAUCAGGUCUAUGGUAAGUCAGAGAAGAACCAUUCAAAAGACCAAAUUGGAGAUAUUUGAAGAUUGCUCGACUUCUUUUCCUACAUCUGUGUUGUUAGUUGCUCAUCAUCAUAUAAGAAGUUGUUGUUGAUGAUGAUGGAUGACAAUAACGAGUUUUUUGCCACAUAUUAUGUAGGAACUCCGUGUAAAUUGCUUGUGGAGGCAGAGACAGCACAUAUUCACAGCUGUAGUUAUCUCUAGCAGCCACUCUGUUUGCUCUACUUUCUGUUAGCACUUAGUCUAACUAUUCUAUGUAGUUGACCGAACUUACCUUGUAGUUGUAUGCUGGAAAAUUAGUUGUACAUGUCUGUGUGGAGGAUCUUGCAAAGAAUGUAAUCAUUUUAGGUUAGUAGUAAUUGCUGUUUUAUUGAUAGAUACCGGUCAAUUUAUCCUUUAUAGUUUAGGUAUAGGUGUAAUCUAUUAUAUUCCUAUGUAAGCUGCCUGUGCUAAUAUCACUCCCAUGUAUGAGGGAUAUCUCUUGUAUUCCGCUAGAUGAAAGUUUGAAACCAAUUUCAUGCAAUUUAUUGUUCUAUCGUCAUUACAUUUAAUUUGA
Nicotiana tabacum (common tobacco) is the source of this 4047-nucleotide messenger RNA. RefSeq names its product protein FAR1-RELATED SEQUENCE 3. The record is from RefSeq and is a predicted model, not a curated record. NCBI's taxonomy places the organism in Eukaryota, Viridiplantae, Streptophyta, Magnoliopsida, Solanales, Solanaceae. Gene Ontology annotation, biological process: regulation of DNA-templated transcription. Gene Ontology annotation, molecular function: zinc ion binding.